Iphiclides podalirius (scarce swallowtail) is the source of this 348-nucleotide messenger RNA. Lineage: Eukaryota; Metazoa; Arthropoda; Insecta; Lepidoptera; Papilionidae. The record is from the annotation of a GenBank genome assembly.
AUGCCCCGAAACGUUUGCUGUGUUCUUGGAUGUCCGAAUAAAUCAGAAGACGGUGUUCCUUUACAUUACUUCCCAAACCCUGAGAUAGAUUCCAAAAGCAUAUCAGAUCGCUCCAAACUUGUUCCGAAAAUAGCAAAUUUUCUACCACCUCCAGAGAAACUUAGCUUCGAGGGAGACAAUGCGGUGGUUGCUUUGCGAGACAAAGUGUACAUGAAAGUUAGGGAAAAAGGAAAAUUAUCAACUAACUUUAAACCUGCACCUCACAUUGUCGAAGGAACUGAAGAAACAUACUUCAAACAGAAGAGUAAUGAAAAUAAAAUGAAUAAGCUGCAGGCUUCAAUAGUUUCU